Molecule: messenger RNA, 2280 nt
Organism: Carassius carassius (crucian carp)
Lineage: Eukaryota; Metazoa; Chordata; Actinopteri; Cypriniformes; Cyprinidae
Product: tripartite motif-containing protein 16-like
Exons: 6
Coding region: 190-1815 (541 amino acids)
Molecular function (GO): zinc ion binding; protein binding
Source: RefSeq, a predicted model, not a curated record
UUGAGUGUUUGUCUGAAACUGACAUCUAGUAGACAUUUCAUUAUGUACAGACUCACAGACACACACGUUUUACACGUCACUCAAACACAAACAUAAACACAGGAAACCAGAAUCACAUGACUUAAAGGAAAGAGAAACUGAAGUGUAGUUGAGCUGUUCUGUGUUGUGUCUCUGUAUUCAUGCAGUAAAAUGGCAGAAGCCAGCUUUUCUCAGGAUGAGUUCAUUUGUCCAGUGUGUCUGGAUCUCCUGAAGGAUCCAGUGACCAUCCAGUGUGGACACAGUUACUGUAAGAGUUGUAUUACAGACUACUGGGAUCAGGAGGGUCAGAUGAGAGUCUACAGCUGUCCUCAGUGCAGAGAGACCUUCUGUCCAAGACCUGCUAUAGCUAAAAACACCAUGCUGGCUGAACUGGUGAAGAAACUGAAGAAGAGGAAAUGUCCUGCUGACUAUGACGCUGGAGCUGGAGAUGUGCGGUGUGAUGUCUGUGCCGGAAGAAAAUACAAAGCUGUCAAAUCCUGUCUGAUGUGUCUGAACUCUUACUGUCAGAAUCACCUUGAACAACACGAGAGUUGGUUUAAAGGAAAGAGACACAAUUUGACUGAGCCCACUGGACGACUGCAGGAGAUGAUCUGCCAGAAACAUGAGAAGCUUCUUGAGGUUUUCUGUCGCACAGAUCAGAAAUGUAUAUGUGUACUGUGUAUGGAUGACCAUAAAAACCACAACACUGUAUCAGCUGCAGCACAGAGGACAGAGAAACAGAAGCAGCUGAAGGAGACACAGAAGACGUUCCAGCAGAGAAUAGAGCAGAGAGAGAAAGAUCUCCAGCAGCUGAGAGAGACUCUGGAGUCUCAUAAGCGCUCUGCACAGACAGCAGUGGAGGACAGUGAGAGGAUCUUUACUGAGCUCAUCUGCUCCAUUGAGAGCAGCCGCUCUGAGCUGAUACGACUGAUCAGAGAUCAGGAAAAGACUGCAGUUAGUCGAGCUGAAGGACGACUGGAGCGACUGGAGCAGGAGAUCAAUGAUCUGAGGAGGAGAGACGCUGAGCUGGAGCAGCUUUCACACACACAGGAUCACAUCCAGUUCCUGCAGAGUUUCCAGUCUCUCUCAGCACCUCCUGAAUCUACAGACGUAAAUGAAGAUCCCUUCAGUUCUCUCGUCUCUUCUGAUGGUCUGAGAGAAUCUGUCCAUCAGCUGAGAGACAAACUGGAGAAUUUCUGCAAAGAGCAGCUCAAGAAGAUCUCAGACAGAGUCACAAUCACCAACAUUGUUCCCAGAACCAGGAACGACUUCCUACAAUAUUCCCGUCAGUUCACUCUGGAUUUGAACACAGUGAAUAAAAACCUCCGUCUCUCUGGGAGGAACAAAGUGAUUGCUGUCAGUAGAACCGUCCACCCGUAUCCUGAUCAUCCAGACAGAUUUGAUAGUCAUUCUCAGGUGUUGUGUAAUGAGUGUGUAUAUGGACGCUGUUACUGGGAGCUCGAGUGGAGUGGACGUGUAUUUACAUCAGUGUCAUAUAAGAGCAUCAGCAGGAAGGAAUUGGGUAAUAAAGGUUUGUUUGGAUCUAAUGAUCAGUCCUGGAGUUUGUACAGCACUCCCUCCAAUUACUAUUUCAAACACAAUAACACAUGGACUGAUCUCCCUGUAGAGUCCAUCAGCAGUAGAAUAGGAGUGUUUGUGGAUCACAGAGCAGGAACUCUGUCCUUCUACAGCAUCUCUGACACAAUGAGCCUCAUCCACACAGUCCAGACAACAUUCACUCAGCCGCUCUAUCCUGGGUUUGGUGUUUGCUCUGGAUCAUCAGUGAAACUGUGUUGAUGAAUCAGAAUAAAUUGAUGAGAGAUUCUACCCAUAAUGCUUCGAGCUGCAUGAUAAAUCAGUAACAGUAGAUGUUAUAGAGUCUCUUCUUUUCUCUUCAAGACAUUAAUACAGCAGCUGAACUUUUAUCACUGAAAUAACAUGAAUCAGAAUAAAUGUGUGUAUUAAAUCCUCAAAUAGACAGUAAGAUCAGUGUGUGAGUCCUGGUGAGUGACAAUGUUUCUCUAUGCCUUUCUCUUCCUCUUUAUGUGUUGAUUGAAAUCAGUCAUUUAGUUUUUAAUGUAGAGUCACAUCAGUUAUUUUUUUUUUUGCUUUAUUAUUGCUAUCAUUAGCUUUCAAUUCAGAUGAUCACAGUCAAUAAAUAAUUUAAUUAUUCAGCUCAUGUUUCAACAUUUUUCAGUGUUUUUGUGUUCUUCUGUCUUCCGAUGUCAUGAGCAACUGAUUUUAUUGCCAUGCUUUUUUAUG